Messenger RNA from Cydia pomonella (codling moth), 4356 nucleotides. RefSeq names its product putative inorganic phosphate cotransporter. Gene Ontology annotation, cellular component: plasma membrane. Lineage: Eukaryota; Metazoa; Arthropoda; Insecta; Lepidoptera; Tortricidae. The record is from RefSeq and is a predicted model, not a curated record. Gene Ontology annotation, biological process: monoatomic anion transport; transmembrane transport. Bases 170 to 1696 code for a protein of 508 amino acids. The transcript is spliced from 7 exons. Gene Ontology annotation, molecular function: transmembrane transporter activity.
UAAGCAUCACUGUUGCGUUUGCGCAGACUCUUUGAGCGCUCGCAUUCUAUCGCUAACUCCGCGCCGGCGCCUACCUACAAACUGCUUAACAAAUCGUGAAAUGAGCGUGGUAUUGUGAAAAUAAAUUGUGAAUUAUCAAAUUGAACUUUGAUAGUUAUUUGACAACGAAAUGGCUAUUUUAACUUUUGAAAAGUUUACAGGGGUGGUGCCCGUGCGGUUUAACGUAUGGGUAAUGCUGUUCACGAGCUGCUGGGUGGCUUACAUGCUGAGAGUCAACAUGAGCCUCAACAUCAUCGCAAUGGUGCCGCAAGUCGAGAGCAAUACCACGUCACAUUCUCAGUGUAACGCUAAAGAUGAUCCAAUAAGGAACGAAACUUUAAGGCACGCUGACAUCGCGGACGUCAGACAGGCUCCGAGACAGAUACCUGGCGCCGGGUCUUUCGACUGGAGCCCUGAGCAACAAGCCAUGAUCCUCGGCUCGUACUUCUGGUGCUACCCCGUGACGUCAUUAGUGGGCGGCAUGGCGGCGGAGCGCUGGGGCCCGCGCUACGUCGUGCUAAUAACGUCACUGCUGAGCGGACUGUUGACCAUUCUGAGUCCCGCUGCGGCACGUCUGCAUUAUGUCGCUAUUGUCGUCGUACGGUUUAUACUCGGGAUUGCUGGCGGUUUCAUCUACCCGGCGCUCCACGCUUUAAUCGCACGAUGGGCGCCACCGACAGAAAAGGGAAAAUUCGUCAGCGCAAUGAUGGGAGGAACCAUGGGUACUGUGAUGACUUGGUCUGUCACUGGUCCUUUAGUGGAGAAAUUCGGAUGGGCCUCAGCUUUCUACGUUCCAGGCGUGUUGACUCUGAUCUGGUGUGCAGUGUGGUGGUAUAUUGUGGCCGAUUCACCGGCAGAACAUCCGAGAAUCAGUGAUAAAGAGAGGAAGUACAUUCAGGAUGCUCUGGGAGACAAAGUCAAGAAAUCAAAGGGCCUCCCGCCGUUCAAGAGUAUUGUGACAUCGCUUCCUUUCCUGGCCAUGGUUAUAUUGCACUACGGAAAUCUCUGGGGCUUGUACUUUAUAAUGACCGUGGGGCCAAAGUUCGUGUCAAGCGUGCUAGGCUUCCAGCUCUCUGCCGCCGGUGUCAUAUCAGCUCUACCGUAUUUGGCCAGAUUAUUCCUAUCAGCGAUAUUUGGAGUGCUCGGGGACUGCAUUUUGGCGAGAAAUCUUAUGACGACGACACAGAUUAGGAAAUUCUUUUGUUUGUUCUCGCACAUAAUCCCUGGGGUGUUUUUAAUAUUGCUGGUGUACGCGGGGUGCUCGACGGCAUUGUCCGUUGCCUUGAUCACUCUGUCGAUGGGGGCCAAUGGCGCGGCGACACUCACCAACCUGCAGAACCACCAGGACCUCGCACCGAAUUACGCCGGGAGCUUGUAUGGCAUUGCCAAUGCUAUUGGAAGCACUGCUGGGUUCUUCACCCCGAUGAUUACAGCUUACUUUACAAGGAGUGGGAAUGGCUUUGAGCAGUGGCGACCGGUAUUUUUCAUCGGAGCCUCGGUGUACAUAGUAGCAGCCGUUUUCUUCAUAUUCUUUGGAACUGGAGAGACUCAAGACUGGAACUUUCCUAAAGAGAAGGACGAGGAGUCAGAUAGCAAAUCAAAGAAGAUCGAUCUCAAAGAUGCGAAAGAGACUCCACUUAGUGUAAUUAGUUCCUAGUAAUAUUUAGAAAAAAUGUUUAUCUAAUUUAGAUUUAUUUAUAGGACUUUUAAAUAUGAUAACGGUAUCGGAGUAUAAACCGAUUUCAUGAAUCGACUUUAAUCAUAAGGCUAGGUAUCAUUUAGUAGGUAUGUUUCAUUUAUGAUACCUUUGAAUCAUAAAGAAGUUCAGCCAUUACUUGCCAUUUGACCUGUUUUCACAAAAAGUGGAUAGCCUUGGAAAACACUGUCGAUUUAUUCCUUCUAAAGUAGCUAAACCCACUCUUGUAUUUAUUUUUCUAAAAAUAGUAUUAUUAUUUUUUAUUUGUGUCGAUAACAGUAACAGUGUACUCAGUCUAAGAUGAUUAGCAUCAAUAUACUAUUAAUAGGCAUUUAUAAAGAAGUAAAAUACAAAUUAUGCAUAUUUAUUGUAGCCUAUAUCUGUACUGUAGAUUUAUAAUUAUAUUUUAUUUAGGUGCUUACCAGAAAGUUUAGAAAGAUUGAAUGUAUAAAUGAUGUUUAAUGUAGAUAAUAUUUAACUGACAAAAUAAUAAUUUAUUCAUAUACGAGUAUAAAAUUUAACAGACUGUGAUUACAUUUAUUUAAUAUUUUACCAAAUCGUGACCAAAUGGAUUGUGAUGUAGUUUUAGAUUUAUUUAGUACCGAUUGCUCAUUCCCGUGGCUUGAGAGGACUAAAAUCUCAACACUUUGAGAUUCAUACAAAUUUUAGGCAACUGCGAUAUUAUCAACGCUUCGCUUACGCUCAAAUACGUAAUCGACAAUAGAAAAAAAAAACUGUAUUAUUUUACUUUUGUCACACUGGUAAGUAGAGAUUAUUCUCUCUGUGGGUGUGAUGUAACAUUGUUGAAAAAUCUCAACCACACACGUUUUAAUCAAUGUAAGAUUGAUGUUGAUAAAUAUAUCAUUGGUGCAGAUGCUGAGAAUUAAGUCCCUGGCUAGAUUAUUGUAAGCAACCCAGCGAAUAUAAAAAAAUGUGGCUGCCAUCGAAACUCGAAUGUAUAUCCUACUAUAUUUUUUAUCUUUUGGGUGAUCGUUUAUAUUAAACAAAUUUAUGUAAGAGCUUGACAUUCCUCUGUUAUCGUAUUUUUAGACUACAAACGGUUUAAUGUUAUAGGUGAUACAAGAUUUAUGGAGGCGAUUGUACGCAUUAAUCUCAGCAUAUUAUGUUAUAAGAGCAACCCUAAAAUCUCCAAAAAACAUCGUGUUUUAUACUAACUAUUACAGCUUCAAUCAUAAGUUUUUUUUACAAAAUACUAUAAGUAUUAUUAAUUUGCCCAGCAUAGGUUAUAGGGCAUAGAAAUUUUGAGAGCAUGUAUGUCAAAAUAUAAUAGAUAUUUACAUAGAUAUAUUAUUUACGAAUCCUUAUCAUCUAAAAAAAUGUUUUAUUGAGUAAUAACUCGUUCGAUCUAAAAACAGUUUCAAGGCUUUUUUAAACUGAUUGAACUGUAGUAAUUGUAUGUCUUGUGGUAUUUAUUAAAUAUUCUUAGAGCCAUUACGAUCACAUUUUUUCGGAAUAGCAUUGUCUUGGGUACAAUAGAAUCUUAGAGCAUUUACCAACCGGAGACGCCUUGUCUGUAAUUUUCUGUAUAAAAUAGUAUCCUGAUUUUUGCGGGGAAGGGGAACGUCAAAUGUAUGGUAACGUUCAAAUAGCCAUGUCAGAUAAACGUCACUCCAUACAAUAAGUAUGACGUGAGUAUGACCUUUGGCCGAGGUUUUCGACAGAGGGGUAAGCUCCUAAAGGCGACUCCGGUCGGUUAAAUGCUCUAAGCUAAGAAUAAAUGGGAGCUAUAUUUCACAGAAACAUACAUUUCAUAAAUAUAUAGACUUGGAAGGGUUAGAAUCUUAAGAUUUGGAUAAUAAGGCUUACAGGAAUCUUAAACGCUAAUACCACACAAAGAACUAACACACUUUUUCUGAGCUAUAAAUGCCAUUUCUCGGUCUGUAGAGUUGCCCAAAAAUAUUAUACCGUACCUUAAAAGUUGACGUUACAAAGGCAUGGUAAGCGGUAAGCUUUUUCUUAAAUUAUAUAAUGCAUGUUGGUUUAUUGUCUACAUGCAAUCCUAGAAAUUUGGUAAUGUUCGUGUCAUCAACUUUUGUCCCUGAUAAACUACAUUUAGAUAUGUUAUUAUUCGCUAGCAUGUUUUUAAUGUGAUCUUAGAGUUACUACUAUUGUAAAAUUUUAUUAUAAAAAUUAGUACAAAUCUUGCAUCACCUAUAAAAAUAUCACCCAGUAUUAUUCGUUCCGAUUUUAUGUAAUUGGUCCAAUGCUAUUUAUUAAUACGACAUUUUUACAGCAUGAGGUAUUUAAGUUAUUGUUAAAGCUGAUACACAUGCGAGUGCACAUACAUUAUCAAUGUAAGUGGACGAUUUACUGUUGAAUUCAAGACAUGUGUAUGUCAUCGGCACGUUUAUGUAUUAAUAUUCCGUUGUUGCGGAUGUUACCUAAGAUAUUACGUUAUGUGACGUUAACGUCUGCUGUGUUGACCGCUCGUGACCCAUUUUAGUCAAAAUUUAGUGUGACAAAAUAAUAUGACGUAACCUAUUUAAAAUAUUUACUUAAUUAAAUACAUGCGGAAAUAUGAUCGGUAUUAAUAAGCUUUCUUAUCUGUUUUAUCUCUAUUGAUGAAAAUUUAAAUUUGAAUAAACUCGAUAUGACAUGUA